This is a messenger RNA of Protopolystoma xenopodis, 300 nucleotides long. The record is from the annotation of a GenBank genome assembly. Lineage: Eukaryota; Metazoa; Platyhelminthes; Monogenea; Polystomatidea; Polystomatidae.
AUGGUACCGCCCGACCUUGGAACACCGGCUUCUCAACCCGAAUCGCAUGUUUACGCCCAGCCACGCAACGAUUCGCUUUGUAACCGACCAGGGGGCAGAAGAGACCUUCGUUUUGCACCUGACGUGUCUAGUCAGGUGGCCGCCAUUGAGCUCGAUUCCUUCCUGGCCGGACUCGAAUCCGGGCUCAGCAAGCCGGCAUCACCUCUUCGAGCUCCUACGGCUCAAGCCAGAAUCUCACUCGUCCUGUUAACCGAAGCUUGGCCUCACGCAACUGGGUUAGAGCACCUCCUGGCCUACUGA